AUGGGAUUAGAUAUUAAAGUUAUUAAAGAAGGUAAUGGUGUUAAACCAGUAAAGGGAAAUGUAGUUGCUGUUCAAUAUAAAGGCUCAUUGACCAACGGUUAUGUCUUUGAUCAAUCGUUUCACCCAUUCAAAUUCAAACUUGGUGUAGGUGAAGUAAUUGAUGGUUGGGAUCUUGGUAUCCUUAAAAUGAGUGUUGGAGAAAAAGCUAUUCUUACAAUGACUGGUGAUCUUGCCUAUGGUGAAGAAGGAAGUGAGCCAGACAUUCCUCCCAACAGCACUCUCAUUUUCGAAGUAGAACUACUUUCAUUUAACUAA
Heterostelium album PN500 is the source of this 315-nucleotide messenger RNA. RefSeq names its product FKBP-type peptidyl-prolyl cis-trans isomerase. Gene Ontology annotation, molecular function: peptidyl-prolyl cis-trans isomerase activity. The coding region runs from base 1 to 315 and encodes 104 amino acids. Lineage: Eukaryota; Evosea; Eumycetozoa; Acytosteliales; Acytosteliaceae. The record is from RefSeq and is a predicted model, not a curated record. The transcript has 4 exons.